Molecule: messenger RNA, 801 nt
Organism: Spizellomyces punctatus DAOM BR117
Lineage: Eukaryota; Fungi; Chytridiomycota; Chytridiomycetes; Spizellomycetales; Spizellomycetaceae
Product: lysophosphatidylcholine acyltransferase
Exons: 6
Coding region: 1-801 (266 amino acids)
Biological process (GO): inner mitochondrial membrane organization; cardiolipin acyl-chain remodeling
Cellular component (GO): mitochondrial membrane
Molecular function (GO): 1-acylglycerophosphocholine O-acyltransferase activity
Source: RefSeq, a predicted model, not a curated record
AUGUCACUGAAUUUGGCGUCGCCAAAAAGAAGCAGUGUCGGAGCAGUUGCCAAACUCUUUCUCAAGACCUAUACGCAUUUGCAUACAUUCAACGAACAUGCGCUUCUCAAGACGAUAUUGCACCAGAGGCACCGACCUGUGAUAACAGUUGGAAAUCAUUUAUCCGUCUUGGAUGACCCUAUGCUGUGGGGCAUAUUGCCGUGGAAGAUAUUGACAGACCAACACCGCAUGAGGUGGUCACUAGGUGCUAAAGAGAUUUGCUUCGGUAAUCGUGUGACAGCAUGGUUUUUCGGUUCCGGGCGAGUGAUUCCAAUCGUGAGGGGUGACGGGAUCUAUCAGCCGGCAAUGGACCUGGCUAUUCAAAAACUGAACCAGAAUGGGUGGGUGCACAUCUUCUCUGAAGGACGUGUAAACCAAGAGUCUACCAUGUUACCCUUCCGAUGGGGAAUAGCAAGGCUUAUUAUGGAAUUAAGCCAACCCCCAAUAGUCGUACCAUUUUGGCACAAGGGCCUCGAGUCCGUCAUGCCUGAGAACACAAAGUUCUACUUUCCCCGUCCAAAUAAGGAGCUAAUUCUCGCAUUUGGCGAACCGAUCGAUUUUGGCAGCAAUGGAAUAUUGGAUUCUGUUAAAGAGCUGGAUGAUACUGAAGCCCGUAUUCGGCUAACGGAUUACAUUUUUCAACAAACUGUGCAAGUGCAAAGGGAUACGGAGAGGAAAAUUGGAGAUCCAGACUGGAGGACGCGUGGACGACCGCUCAAGGGAGUGGAUGAUGAGCCGCCUAAAAUGGGAGAUCCAUCUUGA